CACUUCUCAGCCUUGUGGAAGGACGAACGCAAGCAGGGGUACCGCCUCCGCCGGCUGACUUGUACCAACUUCAAUACAUUGUUCUCUUCCGAACCACUUUUACAUCUUCAAAACAUCUUCGCAAUGCAGCCUACUUCUAAUGUGACUGAGAUGUGGACCCCUCCAUCAGCCUCACUAGGCAAUAUUCCUCGGGUGACCCCAGGGAAAAGUGGUAAUAAAGCUAUUGCUGGUGACUUCCCACUAGAUCAGAUCAUCAUUGACCAACUUCCCCAGGGGACCGUGGUUCUUUCCUGUAACCGGUAUGGAGCCUCCGCAUGGACUGUAACUGCGAGGAUCGAAACAACAGCUCCAAACGGAACGUCCAAGUUCUAUUUCCUGAAGUGCGCAGAGGAAGAUCAGGGCAAAGCCAUGCUCGAAGGCGAGUUCAACUCCAUGUGCGAGCUGUACAAGAAUGCCCCGGAUUUUGUCCCGGAACCAUAUGCUUGGGGCAAGCUAAAUGUUGCUCAUCCUGAAACCUAUUACUUCCUUUGCGAUUUCAUAGAGAUGACGAGUCAGAAUCCCGACCCGGAUCAGCUGUGUACCAAGCUAGCUCGCCUUCACCAGGAGAGUGUGUCUCCCAAUGGAAAAUUUGGAUUCCACGUGAAUACUUGUCAGGGCAAUCUCCCUCAGCAGACGAAAUGGCACGAGAACUGGAUGGGGUUCUAUAUACAACUCGUGAAUGGAGCCAUGCAACUUAACAGGGAGAGAAAUGGGACAUGGAAGAAUCUGGAGCAGGUUGUAGAACGCUUGAUCACGAAGGUAGUGCCUCAAUUGCUCGAACCCCUCGAAGCAGACGGACGAAAAGUGAAACCCUGUUUGAUACAUGGUGACUUGUGGGACGGAAAUGUCGGCACCAAUUUCGAAACGGGGGAGAUUUACGUCUUCGAUGCUAGUGUCUACUAUGCACACAACGAAAUGGAGAUUGCCAUGUGGCGCGGCAAAUUCAACAAAGUCGUUGCUUCAAGGAUUUACACAAACACCUACCUGGCCAGAAUGGGUAUUAGUGAGCCUGCUGAGCAAUUCGACGAUCGCAACUGUCUAUACAGUAGCUACAUGUUACUCCAUGAAUCGGCCUGCCACAAUGGAUCCAGCUUUCGUGAAGAAUGCUAUGAAAACAUGAAUUACUUGAUCGAAAAAUAUGCGCCAUUUGGUCCAGGGGAAUCGGGACUGCCGGAGACCUAA
Messenger RNA from Periconia digitata, 1221 nucleotides. The record is from the annotation of a GenBank genome assembly. Lineage: Eukaryota; Fungi; Ascomycota; Dothideomycetes; Pleosporales; Periconiaceae.